Cinclus cinclus is the source of this 1042-nucleotide messenger RNA. Its product is annotated as C-type lectin domain family 2 member B-like. NCBI's taxonomy places the organism in Eukaryota, Metazoa, Chordata, Aves, Passeriformes, Cinclidae. Bases 1 to 762 code for a protein of 253 amino acids. The record is from RefSeq and is a predicted model, not a curated record. The transcript has 5 exons.
AUGGAGGAAAUGAGAGUUUAUUCUGGAUUUUUGGGCAUGGAAAGGAGCAAGCGGGCAGGUCACAACAUGGAGAUGAAACCAGAGGCACGUGUUGCCUGUCAGGUGAUGCUGGCAGUGCUUUUCACUGCUCUGCUCAUGACAGCCACUGCUUUUGCAGCUGAGGCAGAUGCAAGACUUUUGGAAGCCACGGGGUGGAGGAUGAUGUCCCCACCUCAGAGAGGCGAGGGUAAGGUGCUGCUUGUUAAUGUUGUUCUAUUUUUAAUGACAGUGCAGGCUUUUCAGCCUUGUGCCCAGCCCUGCUUUCAGUGUCCCUUUGACUGGAUCAGGUACAGAGGAAAAUGCUACUAUUUUUCUGAGGUUGAGGGGAACUGGACAUCCAGCCAGGACAACUGCUCAGCACUUGGUGCUUCCUUGGCCAUGCUGGACAACAUGGAGGACUUGAACUUUGUGAUGAGAUACAAAGGCAUCUCAGAACACUGGAUUGGUCUUUUGCGGGAGGACGAGGAGCAGCCAUGGCAAUGGGUGAACCGCUCACCUCUAUCUCACCCGUUUCCGAUCCAUGGUAGUGGGCUCUGUGCUUACCUGGAUGACACUGGGCUCAGCUCCUCCCACUGCAGCACUGAGAGGAGCUGGAUUUGUAAUAAACAUGAGCUGCAGAGCUCAGGCAAAGGCAACAGGAUGAGACGGCCUCCAAACCUCUGUGUCAGCUCCUUGGGUGCUGCAGGAAGGCCUUCUCACUCCCAGAUAUCUAGUGGAUCAUAGGGACAUGAAAGAAAAUCUCAAAAAGGUUUUGAAUCCCCUGGGGAAGGGGUUACUGGGGUUUCCAAGGGAUUAACAAGUGUUUCUGGGACAAGGCAGCCUUUGGGGAUCCCCAUGAGAGAGUUUUUGAGAAUCCAGGGGUUGGGGUGGGGGAGCAGGGCAGCCCUGGGGGAUCUUUUUGUGGUUUGGGGCAACUUGGUGAUGGCCCAAAUGCAGACACCUUCUAUUUCUUAGAGAAAAAUAAUUUUAUUCUAUUCUGAACAUAUUUACAUACUAAUUACUU